Siniperca chuatsi (mandarin fish) is the source of this 4207-nucleotide messenger RNA. Its product is annotated as immunoglobulin-like and fibronectin type III domain-containing protein 1. The transcript is spliced from 22 exons. Bases 177 to 3905 code for a protein of 1242 amino acids. The record is from RefSeq and is a predicted model, not a curated record. Gene Ontology annotation, molecular function: protein binding. Lineage: Eukaryota; Metazoa; Chordata; Actinopteri; Centrarchiformes; Sinipercidae.
CAUACAAAUGCUAUGCUGUGAACGAAUAUGGCAAAGCUGUCUGCACAGCAAUAUUAAAUGUGACUGAGGCUUUGACAAAUCCAUCAGAUUUCAGAAAAUUGCUGCGGAAAAGUAAAGUAGAGGAAAACCAGACAAAACAAGCAGAUGGGGAAACUGACGAAAGAUUCUGGGACGCGAUGCUGAAUGCUGACAGGAAAGAUUACGAGCGCAUCUGUACUGAGUUUGGUAUUGCAGACUUACAUUUGAUUCUCAAGAAACUGGAAGAGAAGAAGAAGGAGAGAGUGCAAAAUAAGUGUAAGGAUGGUGUGAUUCCCUCUGAUGAAGAUGCAACAGAGAAACACAGCCUUAAGAGUGCUGGGAGAACGAAGGAUUCUAGUACCAAGGGCCUGAUGCAAAAGGACACAGGGCUCCAUCAGGUGGAUGAAGAGGUCAACCUCCUCUUUACAGAGUUUAAACUUUCCAAUGUGGACUUUGUUAUCAAAAUUCAGGAGGUUAAAGCUCAAGAAAGAGAGGAUGCCCUCUUUGAGUGUGUCCUGACACACCCACUACCCAGGAUCACAUGGAUGGGCAAGGGCAGCAUCCUGGAGGAUGGAGAGAAAUACAGCAUAACCGUGUCCAACCACAAACUGAUCCAUAGGCUGCUGAUCAAUGACUGCAAGCAGCUGGACAAAGGCAUUUAUUCAGCUGUGGCUGGCAUUACAUCCUGCAGUGCAUGGCUGGUUGUGGAAGCUGAGAGUGACCGUGCAUCUGCUGGUAAGAAGAUAGCUCGUAAAACUACCUUAGCUGGUGGAGCACGGACCGACCUUGAGAAAGUUGCCAAAGAGCAACAAAUAAAAAUCCGAGAGGAGAUGGAGAAGAUUUUGGCAGCCGUAAAAUCAAAACAUGAUGAACGACUAGAUGGUGAAAUAAAUGCAGUCACUGGACCAGGUAAAAACAGCGGAGCAGUAAAGGACAAGCCUCCUGCUGCAAAAGCCAGUACCCUGUCUGAGCCAACAGGGAGCAAAGGAAAAGCAAAGAGCAAAAACGCAAGAGGAGAUGGCACAGUACCAAAAUUAGAUGUUUCAGGGUGUGUAACAAAAGAAGUGCCACUUGUAGGAAAUGACCCCAAUAACAAGAAACACAACAGAUCUGGUCAAGCGGAUUUUGACAAGGUAACAGAUACAAAUGAAGGAGGAAAUUCUGAAGAGAAUGACGACUUCACUGGAUCUGCCAAUAAUUCAAGACACAUAAAACAUGGUCGAGAAACAAAACAUACAGAAAUUGAAUCCAGCGGCACAAAUGUUGAUGCAGAGUUAAACCAGAUUCCAAUAUUUGCCACAAGUCAAAAUGAAGUGACUGACUCUGAUGGAAAUAAAGACUCUACCGGGUCUGUCAGAUGCCCAAGGCACACAAGGAAGGUCCAGGGGAAACAGCAUACAUCUGAAUCCAGUGGCACAAAUGUUGAUGCAGAGUUAAACCAGAUUCCAAUAUUUGCCACAAGUCAAAAUGAAGUGACUGACUCUGAUGGAAAUAAAGACUCUACCGGGUCUGUCAGAUGCCCAAGGCACACAAGGAAGGUCCAGGGGAAACAGCAUACAUCUGAUCCAAAUGAACUUGCAAGGGACAAUGAAGGAAGUGACAGUGAUAAGAAUGAGGAUUCUACCGGCCAGGUCAAGAAUUCAAGUUGUUCAAAGCAAAGCCAACAGCCACAGAAAGCAGUGAAUGGUGAAAGUGCAGGUCCUAAAGACCACAAUCAUUGUGACGAGACUAAAGCUGCAACUGGCUCUGGCACACAUUCAAGGCGUAAAAGACAAGGCCCGCUGAUAGAAGAUAUGGUGAUUGAUCCAGGAGUUCAGUUCGUAUGUGGUUUGUCUGACGUCAGUGCUAUCAUCAAUGAGACUGCUGAGUUAUCAUGUAAGCUCAGCAGUGAAGACUGUGAGGGAGCCUGGUUCAGAGAUGGCAAAAAGAUAUCGCCAGAUGACAAUUUCACUCUCACUAAAGAUGGUGCAAUCCAUAAAUUAGUCAUAAUCCGGUGCAAGGAAGAGCACUCUGGGAAGUACCGUUUUGAGGCAGACGGCCGUAAAACAGAGGCAUUGAUCAACAUCAAAGAUCCACCAAGGUUUGACCCUGAAAACCUCAGUGCGUUCACUGAGCCUGUGACAGUUAAAGUGGGGCACAACGCCAUCUUCAAACUGCAUUUUGUUGGCCAUGAACCCAUAAAGAUUCAGUGGUACAAAGAGGGAGAGGAGCUCCAAGAUGACAAUAAUACAAAGAUAGAGAAAUCUGCAAGUCACAGCCGCUUGCUCCUGAGCAGGUGCCAGAGGAAGGACACGGGAGAGAUCAAGAUCAAGCUCAAGAACGAACACGGCUUCAUUGAGGCAAUUUCACAGCUUAUUGUGCUUGCUUUUCCUGGCCCUCCAGGACCUCCAAAGGUGGUAAGCGCCUGUGACGACUGCAUCAACAUUUCCUGGACUUCACCAAGUAAUCGAGGAGGUUCGCGUAUCCUGGGCUAUAUUUUGGAGAAACGCAAGAACGGGAGUAAUCUCUGGACCGUUGUCAAUGCCAUGGAUGAGCUAAUAAAAGAGAAGAAAUAUGCAGUGAAAGAUGUUGUGGCAGGUUUGGAAUAUGAAUUCAGAGUUACUGCCAUAAACCUCUCAGGAGCUGGUGAAUUCAGCAGCCCAUCAGAGUUUGUAUUUGCACGGGAUCCCAAGAAGCCUCCUGGUAAAGUUACAAGCCUGAAGGUGACAGAAACUUCUUACACCCACUUGGUCCUGACUUGGACCAAACCCAAGGAGAAACCAGGGAUACAGGAUGAAGCAAAGGGGUAUUUUGUUGAGAUCCGGCAGGCAGAGUGCAUUGAAUGGUCCCGCUGUAAUACCACCCCCAUCAUCACGACUACCUUCAGUGUGAAAGGCCUUAAGUCCAUGGACAUGUACUGGGUGAGAGUGAUUGCAACUAAUGAUGGAGGAGAGAGUGCUCCCGAGGAGCUGGCCAACUAUAUCCUUGCAAUGCCCUCACCUGUGAGGCCAAAGUUCACAAACCACAAGAUGAAAAGUUUCAUGGUGGUGAGGGCAGGAAACUCUGUCAGGAUCACAGUGAACUUUGAGGCCUCCCCAUGGCCAGAUAUUAUGUGGCUAAAGGACAAUGUGCCAGUGACAAAACGAGUCACAAUCAGUAACUCUGAUGGCUCAUCCCAGCUGCUGAUCCCCUCCUCUGAGCGCUCUGAUUCUGGCAUCUACUCCAUUAUAGUAAAAAAUCUUGCAGGACAGGAGACAUUCAGUACAGAGAUCCGGGUCACAGAUGAUCCAAAGCCUCCUGGACCGGUAGAACUGGAGGAAAACGUGCCUGGCACAGUGACAGUGAUCUGGGAGCCUUCUCCUGAUGAAAAGCGUGAUGACCGCCUCCACUACACAGUGUCCAAACUGGACUCCAAACGCACAUGGACCACAGUCGCUGAAAGACUCUUCAAUAACAAGUUCACAGUCUGCAAUAUCAUGCACGGGAGGGAAUAUAAUUUCCGGGUCUAUGCCAAAAACGACAUUGGCAUAUCUGCACCCUCAGAGUCACCAACCUGGGGGAUGGAGAAGAAGAAAGAAAAGUUUGUGGUGAGCGUACCGACCAGAAAGGACUGUGAUUUGCGAUGUGCUCCAACCUUCAUUGUACCUUUAAAGCUUCACACUGCACCCAAAGGUUAUGAAUGCUAUAUGAGCUGUGCAGUGAAAGGAAAUCCCAAACCUCGUGUCACGUGGUAUCGAAAUCACAUCAGCCUAAACAUUAAUACCAACUAUUACAUCUCCGACACCUGUGGAGUCUGCUCCAUGUUAAUUCUCCAUGUAGGCCCCAAAGACAUGGGAGAGUAUACCAUCACUGCAGAGAACGCCCUCGGACGGGCUGAAUGCUCCACCAUCCUCAGCGUCAGAGAAUGAAGAAACUAAAGGCACCACAAUAUGAGCAGUAUUUAUUUUAAGUUAGGUUUAGAUAUGAUGUUAAUACAUGCUGUUUGAAUUGAAGUGGUUGUGUUGCUUGGAUGUAAUGUACCAGUUGUGAUAAGAAAAAGAUGUGGUAUUGUAUUUAUUAGACUGCUGCUGAGCUUAAAAUAAAAUCAUUUCUCAAAUAAAACAUUGUAUUCCUGAUUUGAAAAUUGUUUAAUCAUUAUUUUUCUGUCUAGACACUGAAACCAAAGCAGCUAAAGGGAAUUCAGCCAUCAUUAAUGUUAUUAUUUAAACCU